AUGUUUCUCAUGCAGCACAACAGAGGCCCCACAGGCUGGAAGAAACUACAGAGAGGCCAGUCAGAGGAUGUGCCAUAUUCCACCAGACCUCAGGAAUGUGUUGAACUGAAGCAGGUGGAGGACAUUUCAGAUACAGAGGAAUAUCCAAACCUGGAGGGCCACUGCAGAGCGGCUUCUCUGCCCCGACUUAAUGCUGACUACUACCGGAGCCACCCUCGCCACGUUCCUGGAACCCACCUGGCACCGAUUGUGGACCUCAGUCCUAUCAGGCGCUCAGCAUCAUCACUGACGCCGCAGCACUACCAGGAGGUCGGGCUGAGGGAGUAUGAUCUGGAACGGCCCGUGUUGGCCCAGUCCUCAAUAGGGCCCGGGCAAGUCCAGGGGCAGGACAGAGCCCACCACCAUCACCACCACCACCGCUGCCAUAGACGCAGGGACAAGGAUAAAGACAAGAAGCAGAAGUCUCUGGAUAGAGCUGGAUCAGUGCAGCCCUCCAGCACUGUUGAUUCAUUCACCGACCCUUCAGCUGAAGGUUUAUCCAGAGAACGAGCGAGGGAGCGGGACCGCAGCCGGCCUCAUGAGAGGAGGCACCACUCCUCAGCAGGAGAAAAGCAGCGCUACUACUCCUGUGAGUGGUACGGCAGCAGGGAGCAGUGUCACACCAAGUCAGCCGGUCCCAGUCGAUCCACGUCUCCCGGAGAGGGACAGGACGCUUGUUUGCUCAAACAGCAUGGUAGCACUCUGGUCAAAGCUGGUGCUGUAACGCUCCCCUCCGGUUCAAGCACCCCGGGCCGUGGUCGCAGGCAGCUCCCACAGACGCCCCUCACCCCUCGUCCCGCCGUGGCCUACAAGACCGCCAACUCCUCGCCUCACCAGUCUAGUGCCAGCACCGCAACGACGGGGCACCAGACUCGCUUCAGCCGUGGCCUUUCAGAGCACGAACGCUUACACUGGGGCCAUGACGAGUCUCCGAUACCCGUCACACGCAUCGGUUCGGACUCUAAUUUAAACCGGCAGCCGCAGGACGCCAAUCAACAGGCACACCUUGAAGAGUACUUUCAUGACUCUGUGAGCAACCACGGAGGGGGACACUCUGCCAGAACCGCGGCCUUCCCUUCCACCACAGCCUCAGCUUCACACGGAACUGCUGCUGCACCCGUCACAGCGGCCACCACGCAGGGUCGGGCAGGGGUGGUGCCUAACGGGUACCACUUCACCCUCGGGGUCAACUCUGCGUCUGCUUCUGGGAGCCGAGGAAGUCUCAGGGAGAGGGAGGAAGAGGACUGGUGCUAACAUGGCAGAAACUGAAUUAUCAGUGUUGUACAGCGCUCAUGUCAGGUCCAAUGGGCUGAGAGGAAGCCAGCGGAUUAAUCCAGAAGGAGAGAUAAGGAAAAACCCAGUGGAAAGUGUUGUAAAAGGGGAUCAGAAAUCAUUCCAGCUUUGAAGUGUUACUCUCCUUUUUUAUACAACACACUUUUAAGGAAAAAAAGACACUGAUGACUUUUUCUACCCCCUUUACUUGCACUGAAACUAUAGCACCUGUGAAGACCCUUAAGUAUUUUGCCUUGGCCAGUAAAAUCAGUGAUGGAGCAGAAGACAAAAGCCAAAACCUCCUCAUUCUUUGAGUGAAACUCUAAAGUGUGUUUCAGACUGAUCUGAUGCCUCAUACCUGGCUGCUCACAACACUGUUUUUAUUUUUGUAUGUUUCAUGUGGUUUUUGGUUGCCAUGUAGGUGAGAGAAGAGUUUCAACUUGAUCAUAUUGAUGCUUCCACCAAACUUUCUUUUUUUCAUUAGCUGUUACUUGGAGUUAUCACCAAAUUCUUACCAGAACGGAACUAUUUUAUGUCGGUCUUAAACUUCUGACACAGUGAGUAAUGUGACAAAAACUAAACAAUGGGAUGGGUUAGAUUUAGAAUUAGAGCCCAGUUUUCAUAAUUACGUUUUUGUAAAUUGUACCAGAUGUAAAAACUUUGAGUGCACAUAGUGACUAGAUAAGUCUUUUCUGAUGUUAAGUGGCUGAAUACUAAGUGCCUCAUUUUCCAAGAUGUAUUAGGAUGCAGCCUGGUCAGAUGGACUUGAAUAUACAGUAGAAGUGAGUGUGUACACAACUGAGAAAAAGUGUAGAGAACAAAGUUUGAAUCUGGUAUAAUGGACCGAAUGCAUAAAAACAUGUUUUGUACUGAAUCUUGUGGUAGGUAAGUCCGAUUUACAGAUCCAAAGUAAGCAAUGUAGUGCAUGCCGGGGUCUUGAACUUGUCAAAAAAUAGUGUCUGUACUUUUGCUUAAGGGUGUGUGGUAAGCAUUUGCCUUUCUCCUUCAAAUAUACUGCCAGACAGUUGGUAGAAAUGGUCUCUGAAUGCAGAAAAGUGCCAUUUUUAUUUAUUUAUUUCUAAUCAACACAUUUCUCAUAUUCAGAAACACUUCUCCUCAAGCAUACAGUGUAUAUCAUCUCUGCCAUAUUUACCCAAAUUCUAUGCCUUCCCUUUCUUCUCUCGUUCCCCUGAGUGCAGUAUUGUGUGAGGGUUUGUAGGAGAGGUUACCUGUUUGUGUAUUCACAGGUACAAUAAAGAGUUGUGUUGUUGCUGCUGACUGUUGACUUUAAAUAGGGCUAUGCAACAAGACGACACUUCAUCUGCCCUGUAGCUUUACCCUCUGGAAUCUCCAGGUUCAGGCUUUUGUGUGACUGCGACCAAAUUUUACAUUUAUGUAUGAAGAGUUGUAAAUUGUAUAUGUAUUAUAUGAUGUACAGUUAACACACACACACUGAGGCACAAAUGGUAUCAAAGCUGAUAUAUGUGAAUCACAGGGCAUUUUUUGAGGUUGGCAAGUUGACUGCAUGAAGCCUACCCACAUAGAACCACCCAAAAUAUAAAACUGUGUCCUUUCCAGACUUGGGUCAGGUUGUGUUUUUAAAUAGUUUUAGUGGUAUUUAAACUUGCUUGGAAAACCAGAUGAAUAUGAUUGAUAAAGCUGUUGGUAUUCUGUCAGGAACAGUCAUUACUAGAGCUCUAUAUGAGCCUAAAAGACCAGCAGCGUGUUCUUAAGAGCUGACUGAGACCCCACACCAGAGGUUAUAUUUUGCUUAAUUUUAUCCUUAUCUGCAACACGUUGGCUUCACUAUUGCCCACUUGGCUUGACAUAUCUACGUAAAGGUAAAUGCAGGCAAUAUUUUAUAUUUUUGCCCUAACGCUUUAAAAAUGAGUCACAAAUAUGUAGUUUUAUCUAUGAAAAGGCUCAGUAAUUUCCAAAAACAGCUGGGCACUAUAGCUUUUAGCAAAUGUUACUUAAACAGGAGAAAAUAGUGGCAUUUUCAGCUGCCGAUUCAUACUCUUUUGGUGCUCUAGCGAGUAUUUAUGGAAGCUCCAAAGUGUGUGCAUUGAUAAUAAACCACAGUUGGUAAUAAAAUAACACGUUCCUGCUCUGUAUGUGCCACUCAGCCUCAAACACAUUAUUUCCUACUGAAGACAUAAAUCUUUAAAAACUGCUCACAAAUGUAUAGUUUCAUUUUCAAAUAUUCUCAGUCAUUUCCCCAAACAGCUGGGCACUGUAGUGUAGGCCUAAAGCAUGAAUAUGUCGGGGGGAUUUUAUUAGCCGUUAAUUUGAUGCUCCAGUGAUUAUUUGUGGAAAGGAGGACGGUGUGUACGGGAUUGAGCUAAAUAAACUACAGUGUGUGUGUUCACGGUAAUGAAGGAACACGUCACACAGUGCAGCAGUGUGGCCCAUUGAGGGUUUUUAUUUGUUUCUGGAACAAUGGAACUCUGUGGCACAGUUUAAAAAUAUAUAUAUAUAUGUAUUUGUUAAAAAUAAGAACAAUGUAGAAUAUCACAAAACGUAACAUUUAAAACAAAUGAUAGUUUAAUGUAGUUGAUUGACAGAAAACCCUCAGAUUUAAAUAAAAUUAGGUUCAUUGGCCAAAGAACAAGUUAAUAUAUUUUAGUGCAGAUAGAGGAUUUUUCUUUUUUAAAUAAUUUGUCAUCAUUGUGAGUUAGGGAAUUUGAAUGUGAGGCAGGGCUAUUAGAAUAAUUCAAAUGUUACCCAAAAGAGGAUUAUCUGUCAGUAUGUGUAUUUUGACUCAAAAUACAGAUUACAUCAAAAUAACAGACUUCUAGAUGUCUACUGUAUAUCUCUUGGUGCUCUUGUAUUGAUUCUAGGCAAGUUUAUGAACAUGUAAAUUAUUUGCAAACAUAAUUGGAUCCAAGUAUUUCUUUGUGUUUUAAUUUUACUUCCCAUUGUCUCAUAUUUGUGCAAUCUAUUUGAUGGAUCAUCUAAAAGGAGAUAUUUUAGACUUUAAAGCAAUAAGGUCUAAGUGUAGGCAUGGCUCUGGUCUUUGUAAAGGUGAUGUAAUAGAUUGCUUGUUGUCUUUAAACAAUUGCUGUAAGUUGCCAUAUUGGAGCAAAGAUCACUACGGCAGAUUUUUAAAAAAGACCCAACAUUUCCAGACUUCCAACGAGCCCGACAUGAACAGGGUGCCAAGUUUUCCUCUUACAGUUGUACUAUGACUGCCCCCUCUGGACAUGUCCUGUUUGCAUGUUCUGAAAUGAAAAUGUGCAUGUGCAAAAAAAAAAAGGCAUUGUUUGACUUCAUUCAGUCCAUGAUUUGUACAAUUUGUUUCCUGGUUGUAUUUUCUGAUUAUCUAAACACACAAUGUAUCUGUUUCAGGUAAAGACAAAAAAAAAGAGAGCUUGAAUAACAUUUAAUCACAGAACCACCAAAGUGGAAACAAGACUCUUUCUCAGAAAAGAGAUUCUGGAGUGGUUGAAUCCUUCGCUGCCUGAUCUGUUACUUGACUGUCUCUCCCACAGUCAUUUCGACUGUACCUAUAGAUUUUAUAUGAAUAUAAGUCCUUGAAUAAAGAGGUAUGAUUAUGAAA
Molecule: messenger RNA, 4870 nt
Organism: Cottoperca gobio
Lineage: Eukaryota; Metazoa; Chordata; Actinopteri; Perciformes; Bovichtidae
Product: probable voltage-dependent N-type calcium channel subunit alpha-1B
Exons: 6
Coding region: 1-1293 (430 amino acids)
Source: RefSeq, a predicted model, not a curated record